AAGGGUGCACAACCAAAGUCCAGUUGGGCCCUCAUGAAGAAUCCCGAGGGAGUCAAUAUCGAUCUCUUUGUCUCCCAUGCAUGGGCCGAAGGAAUCUUUGAAUUUGCCAAUCAUUUGCUCAACGAAUGGCCCGAUGACUGCCAUGCCGCCUACAUUUGCUUCCUUUCCAAUCCGCAAAACCUAGAUACGGACUUGUACCUGGGUAGCCCUGGUUGUCUCGAAGAGUAUGCCUUUUACCAGGCUAUACAGAGCCAGCACUUGAAGCGAAUGGUCAUGAUUUCUACCCCUAAUCUACCCAUUCACAGGAGAGCUUGGUGUUGUUAUGAGGCAUACCUCGCCUUGCAACGAGAUCUGCCUGUCACUAUCGGUGGCGACAAGAAAUACUUGGCGACCAUGGUCCGAGAAUACCGAAAAACCAAGAAACUCGAGAAAAACGUACGACACGUGGCGCGACACCGCAAUCUCAAUUCCUCCAUUCGCCUCCUGCUCGACGCCGUCGAGUUUGUCUCCAAGUGGUUGGUCGAGCUCGUGACCAUUCUCGCUAUUUGCCUCGCGGUGACAGUCCUCUUUCCCGUCACCGUCGCGGCAUGUUUCUUGACCCCCAUUAUUCUCCUCGAAGAUCGUCUGCCAACCCUAGUCAAGAUUUUUGUGGCGGCGCCCUGCAAGGCACUGUAUUUUGCCUUUUGUGGGUCCCUCCGUUUCGCCAUUGAAUGGUUGUAUUCCAACCCGUUCUUGAAGGCUGCCGCGGGCUUGGUGUACUUUGUCUUCUUUCCUCUCAUAUUUCUGCUCCAAUUCCUGUGGGCACAAGCAUCGGGAUUGGUGGUUGCCGUCGAUGAGGCCAUCCAAAAACGAGUGGAAGAACAAGAGCUGAAUGAAAUCAUUCGGAUUGAUGUCGAUGUGGGGCUAGCUCAAGCCAGUACGGAGAGCGAUCGCAAGGCAAUUUUGAGCGCCAUCGGAGAGGAUGUAAAGCUGGUCAACAGUAUGCUCACCAAGCUCAUCUUGGGGGAAGCCAAGAACAAGAUCCGAGGCGCACAGUGCGCUGUACAGUGA
This is a messenger RNA of Seminavis robusta, 1050 nucleotides long. The record is from the annotation of a GenBank genome assembly. Lineage: Eukaryota; Bacillariophyta; Bacillariophyceae; Naviculales; Naviculaceae.